AUGGAGGAAACAUCUGAAAAAUGGGAUGAUUCAAAGAAACAUUUAUCGAGCUAUACUUAUUCACAAAUACUAAAGUUGGAACACUCAGUAACGGAUUUGUUGAAACAAAUACGUAUCAUAACCGAACUAUCUCCUAAUAUCAAGCAGUAUGAACAGGCUUUAGAUAAGCUAUCUUCCAUGCCUAUGGACAUGGUGCCAUCCUUUGACAGAUACAACCUGAAGUUGGCUGCAGAAUUGAAGUCGUUACAUGAGCUAGGGAAGCUAUCUCUCAUCGACAAUAUUAUGAAAUACAGCGAGAAAUUCAAGAGUGGGGUUGCUACUCCAGUACUUCCAGAGCUCCAAGGAGCCAACUUGAACGAUUUAUCCUCAAAAUUCAGCACCUCCAUGGAUAUUAAGCCUAGCGACGGGGCGAAAAUCGAUGAUGAUGAGGACCUAGACGAAGAUGGCGAGGAUGGGUAUGAAGUAAUUGAUGAUUCAGCUACUGGAGAAAAGAAAAAAGAUGCUUGGCCACCAAAGCUACCGAAGAUUAAAAACCCUGCCAUCAGGGCUCGUGUUUUUAUCCAUAAGUCAAUGAUCAAUGACAAACUUUAUCUUUCCGAGCGUGAUAUGAUCAAGUCUCAUAAUGAAAGAUUAGAGUUCUUAGGUGACUCCAUCUUGAACACAACAAUGACAACCAUAAUCUAUAACAAAUUCCCAGACUUUGAUGAAGGUCAACUCUCACAGCUUAGAAUGAGGUUAAUUAAUAACGAAUUAUUAAAGAAGUGGUCGUUUCUUUAUAAAUUUCCAGAUCAGUUGAAGACUCACAAUGUUAAACCUGAAGAUAAUAAAGAUGGAAAGCAAAAACUUUACGCAGAUGUAUUUGAAGCAUAUAUUGGUGGUUUAGUUGAGGAUGAUGGGAAAAAGAACCUACCAAAGAUUAGAAAGUGGUUAGCUAAGUUGGCCGAACCUGUUAUUUCCAAAGGACUACAUUCUGAUAUCACCUUGGAAGACACCAAAGAAGUGGACGUUAAUGCAAAAAAGACAUUAUAUUCUUUAAUUGGAUACGCAGCCUUGAAUCUACACUACUAUCCUGUCAAAAAACCAAGUUCUUCAGAUCCUAAUGCUACUGUAGAAUGUAGAAUAGCUGAUGGAAAGGUUUUAGGUGUUGGUGUAGGAAAGAAUAUCAAGAUCGCAGGUAUGAGGGCGGCGGAAAAUGUUUUGAAAAACAAAGAGUUAAUAGAAAAGUACGUUGCCAUUAGAGCAAGUCUUCCUAAGACUCAAUCCGUUAUUAAACCAAACUCUGAAAACUCUAAAAAGAGGAAGAACAAUGAAGAUCACUCUCAUAGAGGAAAGAUAACUCUAUUAGAUAAUGGAACAUUUGCUUUGAAUGGAUCUUCAGAGGGACAGGAUUUAUAG
Molecule: messenger RNA, 1395 nt
Organism: Kluyveromyces marxianus DMKU3-1042
Lineage: Eukaryota; Fungi; Ascomycota; Saccharomycetes; Saccharomycetales; Saccharomycetaceae
Gene: RNT1
Product: ribonuclease III
Exons: 1
Coding region: 1-1395 (464 amino acids)
Biological process (GO): regulation of gene expression; primary miRNA processing; rRNA processing
Cellular component (GO): nucleus
Molecular function (GO): ribonuclease III activity; double-stranded RNA binding
Source: RefSeq, a predicted model, not a curated record